UCACGCUGGCUAUUGUGGGUUUUUCUUUCUUUUUUUUUUUUUUUAUCACCAGGAGACAACUGUGUGGCCUUGCUGGGGUAACGGAGCGGGUGACCAGCUGAAUAAUAACUAAGGGGCAUUAAAAACCAUGGCGGACGAACAAGAAAUAAUGUGCAAGCUGGAGAAUAUCUUGGAAAUACGAAACAAGACGAUCCAGAUGCAGAAGAUUAAGUCUCGCCUAAAGAUGGAGUUUGAGGCUCUGGAGUCGGAGGAGAAGCAUUUAAAAGAAUACAAACAAGAAAUGGAUCUCCUUCUGCAAGAGAAAAUGGCCCAUGUUGAAGAGCUGCGCCUCAUCCAUGCAGAUAUUAAUGUGAUGGAGAGCACCAUAAAGCAGUCAGAGAACGACCUGAAUAAAUUGCUGGAGACAACUCGCCGCCUUCAUGAUGAGUACAAGCCUCUGAAGGAGCAUGUUGAUGCACUCAGAAUGACUUUAGGUCUGCACAGACUGCCCAACUUGAACGAAGAGGAGGAAAAGCUUUCUCUGGAUUAUUUUGAGAAGCAGAAGGCAGAGUGGCAGAAGGAGCCACAUGAGCCCGCCAUCCCAGAAUCUCUUGCUGCAGCUGCAGCAGCGGCGCAGCAGCUUCAGGUGUCCAGGAAGCAAGACGCCCGGCAGACAGCCACCUUCAGGCAGCAGCCGCCACCCAUGAAGGCAUGCCUGUCCUGCCAUCAGCAGAUUCACCGCAACGCUCCCAUAUGUCCGCUGUGCAAGGCCAAGAGCCGCUCCCGCAACCCAAAGAAGCCGAAGAGGAAACCAGAUGAGUAGAUCCUUGUCACAACUUCAACUUCUCGGUAGGGUUUAAACUGCUCCGAUCCACUGAUCUUGGAUCAGCCAGAUUUAUUCCCCCACAUGACUGGAGGAAGUAAAAAAAAAAAAAAAAAGGUCUGAGCUUGAGGACGAUUUCAACACUCUCUGUUUCAGUAACUUUUCUCAGUAUUGUCAGCGCUUAAUUGUGGAUUCAGUGAUGUCAUACAAGUCGUCUGUGUUUUCAUCGCUUUGGAUGUGUUUACUCUAUGUAAAUGUGUGACUUCCACCGUAGUGUAGCAGCUCCCUGAAUAGUAUGUUGCAAUAAUGCAAAGUGAACUCAUUCAAAUACUGUUGCCAUUGUUGCUCCUGUUUGCUUUUAAUUAUCUUGUGUAAUUCAUUCUUCUGCAGUGCAUGCCAUGACUAUUGUGUAGUUUUUGUGACAAUGUAAAAUAACAUGGUUUCUCUAAGUUAAAUACAGUUACACUAUUGUUUUAUGUUUACAGUCAAAACGAAAAAGGGGAAAAAAAACAAAAAAAAAACAGCUAGUAUGUUUAACUUUAAUACUGCGAAAAGGAAAUAAAUUGAUGUUUUGUACUAA
Xiphophorus couchianus (Monterrey platyfish) is the source of this 1382-nucleotide messenger RNA. RefSeq names its product zinc finger, C4H2 domain containing (gene zc4h2). NCBI's taxonomy places the organism in Eukaryota, Metazoa, Chordata, Actinopteri, Cyprinodontiformes, Poeciliidae. The coding region runs from base 128 to 802 and encodes 224 amino acids. The transcript has 5 exons. Gene Ontology annotation, cellular component: nucleus. Gene Ontology annotation, biological process: positive regulation of neuron differentiation. The record is from RefSeq and is a predicted model, not a curated record.